Molecule: messenger RNA, 1278 nt
Organism: Mustela lutreola (European mink)
Lineage: Eukaryota; Metazoa; Chordata; Mammalia; Carnivora; Mustelidae
Gene: IFITM5
Product: interferon induced transmembrane protein 5
Exons: 2
Coding region: 524-928 (134 amino acids)
Biological process (GO): bone mineralization; bone morphogenesis
Cellular component (GO): plasma membrane
Source: RefSeq, a predicted model, not a curated record
CCCCUCCUCCCCGGCUUAACCCCCUCCAUGCCUCAGCCCCGCUUCCCUCCUGCUGGGGCCCCUGUCCUCCCACCAGCACAGGGGCAGGGGCGUCUGGGAUGCCAAGACUGGACGCUGGUGAGCCCAGGAGAUGCCGGGAUGGCCAAGCCCGAACUCUGGGUUCUGGGGACAGAGCCCAACCCUGGGGGGGGGGGUGUGUGUCUGCAACCCUCCUCCGCAGCUGGGCGACACGUCCCCACCUGCAGCCCCGAGAUGGCCCCUCCGACUCCUCUUGGCCGCGGGGCAGGGGCUCGGCUGGGUCUCCGGUGCGGGGGAGGGUUUCGCGCGGCGGGGGCUGGGGGCUGGGGGCUGGGGGGCGGCGGGGCGAGGCCGCGCUCUCGGCCGCGCAGAGCUGUAAUUUGUCGUUAUAUUUAGCGGGCGGCGCCGGGCCGGGCUUCGGGAGGGGGCGGCGGGGCUAUAAGCGGCCCGGGGCGCCCACCCUCGAAGCCGGAGCCCGAGCGAGGAGGAGACGGCGCUGGAACCCAUGGACACGUCGUACCCCCGCGAGGACCCCCGGGCCCCGACGGCCCACAAGGCAGACGGCGCCGCCCACACGGCCCUCACCCUGGGGGCGCCCAGACCCCCACCUCGAGACCACUUGAUCUGGUCGGUGUUCAGCACGCUCUACCUGAACCUGUGCUGCCUUGGCUUCCUGGCGCUGGCCUACUCCAUCAAGGCCCGGGACCAGAAGGUGGCUGGAGACCUGGAGGCAGCCCGGCGUCUGGGGUCCAAAGCCAAGUGCUACAACAUCCUGGCCAUGAUGUGGGCGCUGGUGCCACCGCUGCUGCUGCUGGCGCUGGUGGUGACAGGCGCGCUACACCUGUCGCGGCUGGCCAAGGACUCCGCUGCCUUCUUUAGCACCAAGUUCGAUGACUCGGACUAUGACUGACGGGCUGGGCCUUGUCUGCAUCCUGCCUACGGACCCUGACCCCAGGACCAAAUCCCAGGGCCCUGCUCCGGGGACUCUACCCUGACCCCCUGGAACCCUAUCUCCACCAUCUCAUCCUGGGCACCUAAUGCUGACCCCAAAGAUCCCUUGUUUGGAACCCAGUGGCCUCAACUCCAGCCCUGAUAGUCCCCGCUCCCCUACCUCCUUGUGCCCAGGCUGGACCCUCUCUCCUCAAACCAGACUCCUUCAGGCUUGGUUUCAUAAUUAAAAGCACCCGGUUCCAGAAACUGUCUCUUGGGCUUUUUGCUGGGGUGGGAGAGGGUUUCUUCCUGAGAGGAACCACCCCGGGG